Messenger RNA from Drosophila gunungcola (fruit fly), 1167 nucleotides. Its product is annotated as hatching enzyme 1.2-like. Gene Ontology annotation, biological process: proteolysis. Lineage: Eukaryota; Metazoa; Arthropoda; Insecta; Diptera; Drosophilidae. The record is from RefSeq and is a predicted model, not a curated record. The transcript has 4 exons. The coding region runs from base 312 to 1127 and encodes 271 amino acids. Gene Ontology annotation, molecular function: metalloendopeptidase activity; zinc ion binding.
AAACAUGCAAAUAAAAACUUUGAAAGAAACUAUAAAUGUGGGCCAAACGAAGCUCACCCUUACUUUUCGGAGCAUAACCCGAUUAGAGUUAAAAAAUUGUUAGAAAACCCCAAAUCUUAACUGGAAAAAAUUCCACACUUUACUAACAAAUUGGCGGAAUGCAUAAAGCGUACAUAAAUCAAGAAGCAAACGGAUAGCCAAGUGCGUACUUAAUCAUAAACAGCCACAAAUGAGUGAAACAAAAUCGCCGGCAACACGAGUCGUAUAUUUUUGGAGGUCUAGUUAUUCUGUGCAUUUCUCUGGGAGAUUUCAUGCCCCUGGAGGAUAUGGACUCUCAGGAAAUGAUUGACCUGACAGAUCUGGGGGAUACUGUGUUUGGCAAUCCGGAUGUGGAGACCACAGGAGCUUUGGUCGAGGCUCACAAUGAGGAGUCGUCACAGAACCCCGAGGAAUUGGGCACCUACUAUGAGGGUGAUAUAUUGAUCCCAUUGAGUUACAGGAAUGCCCGAUCCAAUGGAACGCGAAAUGGCAUCCUGGCUCUGAGUUCCCGCUGGCCGGGCGGCGUGGUGCCCUACGAGAUCAAAGGUCCCUUUACAACUCAGGAAUUGGGAAAUAUCAAUCAUGCUUUUAAGGAAUACCACACCAGAACUUGCGUGCGCUUUAAGCCCAGGACAACAGAAAAAGAUUACAUCUCGAUUGGGAGUGGAAAGUCUGGCUGUUGGAGCAGCAUCGGACGCUUGGGUGGCCGCCAGGAGGUGAAUCUUCAGUCUCCCAACUGCCUGCGAACAUACGGCACUCCGAUCCACGAGUUGAUGCACGCCUUGGGCUUCUUCCAUGAGCAGAAUCGCCACGAGCGGGACUCCUAUGUCCGGGUGAUGAGCGACAACAUUAAGCCCGAGAUGAUGAUCAACUUCGAGAAGUCCAGCUCCAGGACACAGUCCGGGUUCGGUGUGGAGUACGACUACGGCAGUGUGAUGCACUACUCGGCCACCAGUUUCACCCGGAAUGGCCAGCCCACGUUGAAGGCGUUGCGCGUCACUUCCGAUGCCAGCCAGAUGGGCCAACGACGCGGUUUCUCAGCCGGAGAUGUGCGCAAGAUCAACGCCAUGUAUAAGUGCAAAAACUAGAUUAAUUUAACAUGCCUUACCUUUAUGGACACCCGAUGCA